AUAAAAACCCUAGCGGCCCCAUUAUUCACUCACUUUCUUAUUGUUAAGUUUCCCUCUCUCUCUCUCUGCUCCUCCGUUUCUAUUUCCCAGUCAUCAUCAUGUUGGGUUGAAUAGUGUGAGCGAGGAACAGGAGAAACAGUAAUGGGGAAGGUGUCGCUGAAAGAGAAGGGUUGGAGGGUUAAGGGUCGGAGGCAGGUUCGGAGCUCCGGGAACAAGUACCUGAGACCCGGAGCCCUGGCUCAGCUUCGGUGCUCCAAGCCUUCAGGUUCGGGUGGUGGAGGUAAGUGUUGCUGUACCGAUCUCGGAAAAAAGAGAGUGGCGGUGUUGCACUCCAGAAAGAGUGGUGGUGGUUGUGGCGGCGGCGGCGGUGGUUCUGUACAGCAGCGGUAUGUGGAGAAUAAUAUUAGGGUUUUCGAUAAGAGUCCUGUGAUGUUGUCGCCGGUGAAUUUGGUGAAACACAACAGUGGUUUCGUUGGGACCCCCAAAACCCCUCGCCUCGACGAUUCGCUGUCGGAAUCGAAGCUUGAGUCUCUCCCCAUGGAUUUGUUGGUUAAAAUUCUGUGCCACCUGCACCAUGACCAACUGAGGGCUGUCUUCCAUGUUUCUCAAAAAAUUAGAAAAGCUGUUAUAAUUGCAAGGCAGUUUCACUUCAAUUAUACUACUCCAGAUCGCUCUCGGCAGGAGAUGUUAAGUACAAUGACUCCUCGUCCUACUGAGCAUUGGCCUUUUUUGUGCAAGGGUGAUGGGAAGGGAGUUAGGAUUCCAAGCCCACACACACCUAAAGCACCUAGACAUGGCCCUCGACCUCCUUCUCGCCUAAAAAUUUCAGAGAUGAGGCAGGUUACAGCUGUUCUUUUCCCAGAGUCAGCAUUCCCUUCUCAUUGCUUGGUGCCAUCAGUUAUAUCAAAGCCCCUAUGCAAAUCCUUGGCUUCGAAUAGAGUUCUCUUCUAUGAAGAUGAACUAUGUCAGGCAGUUGCUCAGAAUAAACUACGCUGAAGCAAUUGUCUUCAAAAUUCCUUUUUCUUCACUGCCUCAUAGUCAUGUUUCUCUGCUGUGUAUAUUCUCUUUCGGUCUCUCUAGCAAAUGUUAGGAUAGUAAAAAUGCAAUUUUGUAGUCUGUCUUGGGGCAGUUUAGCUGGUGUGGAUAUUUGAUAUGUCUAAAUAGAUGUGGAGGGUUGGUUAUGUUUUCUGGUGCAGUUUAGCUUGUGGUAAUAAUAUUAUAAUAUAAUCAUUACUUGUAUAUGUUUUGUAUGCCUGGAACAAUUGAGUUUCCUUUAUAAACAAUUGAAGGAUCUACUAUAUUAGUUUCAAAGGUUGUGCUCUUUUACCUAUA
This is a messenger RNA of Glycine soja, 1332 nucleotides long. Its product is annotated as F-box protein At4g35930-like. The record is from RefSeq and is a predicted model, not a curated record. Gene Ontology annotation, molecular function: protein binding. Lineage: Eukaryota; Viridiplantae; Streptophyta; Magnoliopsida; Fabales; Fabaceae. Bases 142 to 996 code for a protein of 284 amino acids. The transcript has 5 exons.